Molecule: messenger RNA, 1473 nt
Organism: Ictidomys tridecemlineatus (thirteen-lined ground squirrel)
Lineage: Eukaryota; Metazoa; Chordata; Mammalia; Rodentia; Sciuridae
Gene: S100a2
Product: S100 calcium binding protein A2
Biological process (GO): endothelial cell migration
Molecular function (GO): calcium ion binding; calcium-dependent protein binding; transition metal ion binding
Source: RefSeq, a predicted model, not a curated record
CCUCUUUGUCUCUCUUUGUCGGCCUCCUGUCUCCAUCCCUCCCCACCAGGGAGUUUGCUCUGCUCCUUAGCUGGUCCCCGUGAUGGGAUGUUUCCUGUGGUCACUCCUCGGGGAUUUGUAGCUCUCUGAAGCUCUGUUUUCCAGCCUGAUGCCUCAGUUCCACUCCUGGGACCCAGAGGAGACGUUGUUAUUUGCUAGUGUCAUCAGUGGUGUGACCUCAGGCGGCGAGAACAACUCCCUGACCUCGUGGCUCCUAGAUGCCACCCCCAGUGACCCUCAUUGCCAUUCAGCGGUCGUAAACACCGCUCAGCACCUGGUGUGGGUGAGACCCUUUGCUCAUGCAGCAAUGAAUCAGGCCCAGUGCCUGCUCGGUGAGCUCACCAUGAGCAGGUGAGGGCAAAAGAAAACAGGUACACAAAAGACUCAGUGUAGCUGGGAGUGAGUGCUCGGGAAGGCUCUGUGUGGGACGGAACAGGUGGAAACCGAAUCUGGCUGGGCCUGGGAAGGCUCUGUGAAGGGGAGAAGGGAUCUUGGCAGAGGAGAUGUGAUGUGGGUGUGUGUGGGGGCAUAUUCUGAGCCAAGUGAUGUCAUCAGCCAAGGGUCUGGGUCACGGCAGCUGUGUCCAGCCCUGUACGUGCUCAGUGAGCAAGGCAGUCGGGCAUCAUCAGGCAGGUGGGAAAGCAGGGGGGACCGGAGUGCGGAGCACCUUGCUGCUGGCCCUAUGGAAGAGCCGGUGCAGUUUGAGUAGGGAGGGACCCUCUGAAGCCCCCGUGAAAUGGAACAGUGGCUGUGCACCACGUCCCAUUUGCCCUCACCCUAACUCACUUCAUCUCCUGCUCCCCUUGGCCCCUAAGUCUCACAGUGGCCCCCCGGGAGGACCAGCCGGCUCGGGGUCUGACCUCUGUGCUCUUGGUCUGCUCAGGCUGUGUGCUGCCAUCACCCACGUCUAGACCUGGGUCCUUCAGUGGAGGGUCUCCAUGCCAGGACUUUGGCCCGGGUUUUCCGGUGGCUGCUGGGGGAGUAGGGCGUGCCGCUGAGUCACUGCCUCCUGGGCAUCUGGGUCUGGAACCUCGGGUCCAAGAUGUCCAGUCCCCUGGAGCAGGCGCUGGAGGUGAUGGUCACUACCUUCCACAAGUACUCUGGCCAAGAGGGCGACAAGUUCAAGCUGAGUAAAGGGGAGAUGAAGGAGCUUCUGCAGAAGGAGCUGCCCAGCUUUGUAGGGGAGAAGGUGGAUGAGGAGGGGCUGAAGAAGCUAAUGGGCAACCUGGAUGAGAACAGCGACCAGCAGGUGGACUUCCAGGAGUAUGCCGUUUUCCUGGCCCUCGUUUCCAUCAUGUGCAAUGACUUCUUCCAGGGCUACCCAGACCGGCCCUGAGGACCCACUCUGGACUUGGGCCACCAGUCUCUUGGGUUCAGGAGGACUCUCCGUCCCUUUUAAUUUUGUACUCAAUAAAGAUUUUUAUUUGUUGGUAA